AUGAGAGGUACGGUGGGAGUGACAGAGGUUUUCAAAGCAGAGUUAGAUUUACAUCAAUGUUCGGCUUUAAGCUCGUUCUUGUUCGCAAUGGUGAUGGACAGGCUGACGGAUGAGAUUAGACAGGAGUCACCUUGGACGAUGAUGGCUGCGAAUGACACAGCCAUCUACAGCGAGACGAGACAACAGGUGGAGGAAAAUCUAAUAGAGAUAUGGAGGAAUGCACUGGAGAAAAGAGACAUAGAAUUCAGAUGGGGCAAGACGGAAUACAUGUGUGUAAAUGAAGGGGUUGAUAGAGGAGAGGUGAGGAUGCAAGAUCUUGAAGUGACAAUAGUAGAAGAAUUAAAAUACCGAGGCUAA
This is a messenger RNA of Penaeus monodon (black tiger shrimp), 357 nucleotides long. RefSeq lists its product as uncharacterized. The record is from RefSeq and is a predicted model, not a curated record. Bases 1 to 357 code for a protein of 118 amino acids. The transcript has a single exon. Lineage: Eukaryota; Metazoa; Arthropoda; Malacostraca; Decapoda; Penaeidae.